Misgurnus anguillicaudatus (oriental weatherfish) is the source of this 2772-nucleotide messenger RNA. Its product is annotated as neuromedin-K receptor. Gene Ontology annotation, molecular function: tachykinin receptor activity. Gene Ontology annotation, biological process: G protein-coupled receptor signaling pathway; positive regulation of flagellated sperm motility. The record is from RefSeq and is a predicted model, not a curated record. Gene Ontology annotation, cellular component: plasma membrane; sperm midpiece. Lineage: Eukaryota; Metazoa; Chordata; Actinopteri; Cypriniformes; Cobitidae.
ACACAGUGUCUGGGUUAGAGUCGCUGUUUGAAUCUCUCCGCCCCUGUGGAUCGAGGCUCUUCACAUGCAGCUGAUCCAGUGUACAGACUGACAGACAGACAGCAUCAUCAGCGAGAGAUGUCCGCAUCUGUUAACGUCUCAAACUUCACCAACAGAUUCGCGCAGGCUCCUUGGCGCGUCGCGCUUUGGUCGCUCGCGUACGCGCUGGUUCUACUGGUGGCCGUGACUGGAAAUCUGAUCGUUAUUUGGAUUAUUGUCGCUCACAAGAGAAUGAGAACCGUCACCAACUACUUUCUGCUGAAUCUGGCGGUGUCUGACGCAUCUGUGGCAUCGCUCAACGCGCUGGUGAACUUCAUAUACGCUGCGCACGGGGAUUGGUACUUUGGCGACGCUUACUGCCGCUUCCAGAACUUCUACCCGGUGGCCGCGGUUUUCGCGAGCAUCUACUCAAUGAGCGCCAUCGCGUUAGACAGGUACAUGGCGAUAAUCCACCCGCUGAAGCCCCGACUCUCAGCAACAGCUACGAAAGCCAUGAUUGCAUGCGUGUGGAUUAUGGCCGUGAUUCUGGCAUUUCCUCUGUGCUAUUUCUCAACGACACGAGUGAUUCCUCACCGGACGCUGUGUUACGUGGCCUGGCCGCAACCGGCCCAUAACUCCUUUAUGUAUCACGUGAUUGUGGCAGUACUGGUUUACCUUCUGCCUUUGGCAGUGAUGGCCAUCACCUACACCAGGGUCGGACUCACCCUGUGGGGGGGUGAAAUUCCAGGACAUUCCUCUGAAACUUUCCAAGAUCAACUUCAGGCAAAGCGGAAGGUUGUGAAGAUGAUGGUGAUUGUGGUGUUGACUUUUGCCGUAUGUUGGUUCCCAUAUCAUGUGUAUUUCAUCGUGACUGGUCUCAAGCGUGAACUGAAUAAAUGGAAGGGGAUCCAGCAGGUUUAUCUGUCUGUGUUGUGGCUCUCCAUGAGUUCCUCGAUGUAUAACCCCAUCAUCUACUGCUGCCUAAACAGCAGGUUCCGGGCCGGAUUCAAGCAGGUCUUCCGCUGGUGUCCCUACAUCCAGGUAUCAGAUUAUCAGACAGAGUUUGAGCUCCAGACUGCACGCUUCCAGCAGAACCGGCGACAGAGCAAUUUGUACACGGUGACGCGCUUGGACUGUUGUCCAGAGCAGAGCGGUGCGCGACGCAGUAGCUCAUGCACCGCCCGCCGCUGAAGAUUGCUGUUUUAUACCAAGUUAAGCUGCUGGAAUUACAAACCACCGUCAGAAACACUACAUUUAUUUAUCAAAACUUUGACAAUAACUCUAUAUCUGUCAAUAUUACAUUAUACAGAAGAUCAUUCCAAUCUCAAUGUCAUUUUCAGUUGUUUGCAUUUUUUUUGUAGUUGUUUUAAAAAUGCCCACUGGGGUCCAAAGGUCUGAGACCACACAGAAAAUAAGUGACAUUAAGCAUAUAGAGUCAGAUUCUCUAAAGACAGACACACCAAAUAUUAUUGACAUUUAUGCAUUUGGCAGACCCUUUUAUCCAAAGCAGUUUACUGUACAUUCAAUGUAUGCAUGUCUUUUAACAAUAUGUAUUUCCUGGGAUUCAAACCCACAACAGCUGUGUGGCUAACCCAACACACUACGUGCUGAGCCACCAGAUCCUAAUCCUGUUUACUGUAUACUGUGUUUAUGUUGUGUAAGGACCUUCCCAUCUAAAGUCCUGUAAUCUGUCAGGUCCUGUUGGAACACAGAAAUCUCUCUAAAAGGCUCUUCACGCUGGGCGCGACGUGAUAAGAGUGUUGUAAAUUUCGCUGUGCUUUUACACAAACAAUUGAUAGUCUUGUGCUUAUUCACGCUUCCCUGAUAGGUGGCGCUGGCCAGUGAGAAGAAGAAAACCUCAAAACUGGGUGCAAAAGCAUCACGAGACGCACAAACUGUGCAGAAGCGAAGUGAGGAUGAGUUCUCCACUCUUCUCCGUUUGCACUCUUCUUUCUCUCCGGUGUUUAUUUUGGAUUUCUAAACAUUUUUCUUUGUUUCAACGCCACCACCCUUUUGUGUAACAAUAGCAGCUCCUGGCACGUUUACGUACAGCUUAAAUUUAAUUGGGCAACGAGGAAAAUUGACACACUGGUCACUUAAUCUUGAAUUAGAAUAGAAAUGGUUUAGUCACUGUCAUUCUUGAGCAAAAACAUGCAGACAUGCAGUCAAACACGAUGCACCUCAAACAGGUUAAUUUUCCGUUGUCAGUAAAUUGUAAAUGUACAUUUUAGUGGUUACGUUGGUGUCGUCGUCAGAUAACAAAGUAAAACAAAUGGAGCAGCUCGCCAAAUUGGUUGCAAGGCCACCAGAGUUUCUUUCUUUCUGACCGCAGCGUGUGGGUCUGCAGACUGCACAACUUCAGUGCCAUUUACAUUCGGGUCCAGUCAGGUUUUCAAAUAAAUUGACACUGGUUCGGGUCGGACUCGGGUCUAAUUUUGUCUCGGGUCGGGUCUUUCUUUAAAUAUAUAAAAAAUAUAUGUAUGCCAUCAGGUUCGGGUCAUUUCAGGUCGUGUACAUUUCUUUGGACCCGAGAAGACCUCUACUCUGCACUAAAUGUCAGUGCCGUGGCCCGUGGUUGGUUAGUGCAGAUUAAGGGGAGGUAUUAUUAUAAUAAGAUUAUCUGUGCUGCUCCUUUGUUAUGUGUUGGAUAAUGCAUCUGUUGUAUUGUAACUUUUUUGUAUGCCGUUAUUUUCUUUAAAAAAAUUGUUCUAUGUUUAUAACCAGAAUGAAUAAAAUCUUAAGUGUUGUACUGUG